GUGCAAUCUACACUGCUGAAUACCUUUACCAGAGUGGCUUGAACUUUGCUCACUACGUUCUCCCGUCAUCAGGGUCAGGCAGGCUGAUGGGAUGUAUACUUAAAAACACACACAGGCUUAGAAAUCCCCCGUGCACACUAGUUAGGCCAGCUGAGAGGAGCGGCAGGGAGGUGCAGUGGUGUUGCUAGUAGACAAGGAAGCAGAACAUCCAGGAUGGCUGGAAGGAGACGUGGCCGAGGCAGCAAUGUCCAGCAACAACAGGCCCCACAGAACCAAAGAGGAGGCUCUCGCAGGGCUCUGCGGGAGCCAGCUGCUUUUGCCAAGUCUACAGGUUGUGAAUCAGAGAUCCCCCGUGAAAAGCUGACCAUUGCCCAAGCACGGAGGGGCACACCAGCUCAUCGUCCUGUGCGAGUCUACGCUGAUGGGAUCUUUGAUCUUUUCCAUUCGGGGCAUGCUCGAGCUCUGAUGCAGGCCAAAAACGUGUUCCCCAACACAUACCUGAUAGUAGGAGUCUGCAGUGACGAACUCACCCACAAGUUUAAGGGCUACACGGUGAUGACAGAGAACGAACGCUACGACGCCCUGAGGCACUGCCGUUACGUUGACGAGGUGGUGCGGGACGCCCCCUGGACACUUACCACAGAGUUCCUCAAGAAACAUAAGAUUGACUUUGUGGCCCAUGAUGAUAUCCCUUACACCUCUGCUGGAUCAGAGGAUGUUUAUAAACACAUCAAGGAAGCAGGGAUGUUUGUGGCCACUGAGAGGACAGAAGGCAUCUCCACAUCUGAUCUGAUCACUCGUAUCGUCCGAGAUUAUGACAUCUAUGUUCGACGCAACCUGCAAAGAGGCUACACAGCCCGAGAACUGAAUGUUGGAUUCAUUAAUGACAAGAAAUACCGGCUCCAGAACCAGGUGGACAAGAUGAAAGAGACUGUCCGUACAGUGGAGGAAAAGUCUAAACACUUUGUUUACAGAGUGGAAGAGAAGAGCCAAGACCUCAUCCACAAGUGGGAAGAGAAGUCGCGAGAAUUCAUUGGCAACUUCCUGGAGCUUUUUGGACCUGAUGGAGCCUGGCAUGCGAUCCAGGAGCAGAGUGGCCGUAUGCUCCAGGCCCUGUCACCUUACUCCUCACCCCGUGGCUCCCCCAGCAGCAGUCCCACCAGAAGACGCUCAGUUUCUCCUGACUCCUAUCCUGCCUCUGCCUCUGCCUCCACCUCACCAUCCCCAUCCCCCUCUCUCUCCCCUUCUUCCUCUCCAUCCUCCCCCUCCUCGACUAAAAAGGGGACACGCUCCUCUCUCAAAGCUGCCUCCACAAACAGUAGACAUGUACAAUGAGUUCAUCAUGCUUUGGUCAUCUUUAUUGGUCUUCUUACGGGCUUUUAGUCAUUAAUCUGGAAUAUAAUAUGUCUAAGGAGGCGAUUAAUUAAAAUGAACAAAUAAAAAGGAAGUACUUUACUACGGGUUUAUUCAAGUGCAAGUGCAAUAUGUCAUGAUGUACAUAAUAUUUCUUCACUGAAAAAAGGAAGAGAACAUUAAAAUUUUGCUUGGA
Siniperca chuatsi (mandarin fish) is the source of this 1549-nucleotide messenger RNA. RefSeq names its product choline-phosphate cytidylyltransferase B-like. Lineage: Eukaryota; Metazoa; Chordata; Actinopteri; Centrarchiformes; Sinipercidae. Gene Ontology annotation, molecular function: choline-phosphate cytidylyltransferase activity; phosphatidylcholine binding. The record is from RefSeq and is a predicted model, not a curated record. The transcript has 8 exons. Bases 214 to 1335 code for a protein of 373 amino acids. Gene Ontology annotation, biological process: CDP-choline pathway.